GAUCCAACAGGUGAACGAAAUGGUUCGGAGCAAAGAAAACAGCACCAAAGACAAGCUGCCGGCGUGGCUGGAUCAGCAGUUGUUCGUGGAGUUUAUAGAUCGCGAUUUUCCGAACCUUAAGAAAAUCAAAUCGUACAGAUUGGAACCCUCAUCAGGAAAUGGGGAGAAUUAUACAUCGUUACUUCUCAGGGCAAAUUUCGAACUGGAACUAAUUGAUGGCUCCCAGCAGAUCAUCUCCUAUAUGGUUAAGGUUUUGCCCAACUCCGGCAACCGGGAUAAUGUAGCAUCCUGGAAAGUAUUUGAUAAGGAGCACAAAACAUAUGGAGAAUAUAUUCCCGAGUUCGAGAAGAUGUACAGAGAGGCUGGAAAGGAAAUUACCUUUGGACCCCGUUACUAUGAGUCAAAAAAUAAACUUGAAGAGGAGCUUCUCGUGCUGGAGGAUCUGGGAAAGCGGGGAUUCAUUAAUGUAAAGCGCCAGGAUGGCCUAGAUAUGCUACACACUAAGGCCACUUUGGAGAAACUGGCACAAUUCCAUGCUGCCUCCGCCGUGCGAUUUGAGCUCAAGGGAGCCUAUCCUGCAAUGUACAACCGCAACCUGUGUAGCGAAGAGGAUAACUUCAAGGACUUUCGUGAAAACCAAACGAAGGCCUACGUCGAAGCGUGUCCGCUCUACGAUGCCUCCCAUUUGGCGAAGUCUGUGGAGACAUAUGGCAGUCAAGCGGAUGACAUGUUCCAGGCCAUUGCUCCCGAGAUCGAAGGAGAGUUCCGUGUGCUGAAUCACGGUGAUGCCUGGUGCAAUAACUUCAUGUACAAGUAUGAUGAUGCUGGAAAGCUGACCGAAACUUACUUUGUGGAUCUGCAGAUGAGUCGGUUCUCAUCACCCGCCCAGGAUUUGCUCUACUUUAUCCUCUCUUCCACUCAUGUGGACAUAAAGAUAGCACAAUUUGAUUACCUAAUCAAGUACUAUCAUGAAAAGCUCACAGAGAGUCUAAAGCUACUGAAGUAUCCAAAACCACUGCCUUCACUUAGGAGCCUACAUCAGUCGAUCUUUACCCACGGAGACUGGAUUCUGCCCAUCGUAAGCAUUCUCCUGCCCGUUGUGCUGGUCGAUCCCAGUGAUGAUGCCAAUAUGGAUAGCUUGAUGGACAGCGAAUCUGCUGGAGAAAAGUUCCGGAACAAUAUGUUCAAGAACCCCCGCAUAAUUAGACACCAAAAGGAGAUUCUUCCCUGGGCUCAUCGUCGUGGCGCCUUUGAAGUCCGCAAUUAAAUGUAAAAACUGUUGAUAUUAGAAAGCAAAUAAACAAAAGCGUUAGACAAUGCCAUUAUCAGUUCAUAAA
Molecule: messenger RNA, 1337 nt
Organism: Drosophila rhopaloa
Lineage: Eukaryota; Metazoa; Arthropoda; Insecta; Diptera; Drosophilidae
Exons: 4
Coding region: 20-1267 (415 amino acids)
Source: RefSeq, a predicted model, not a curated record